Fusarium oxysporum Fo47 is the source of this 828-nucleotide messenger RNA. RefSeq names its product thioredoxin-like protein. The coding region runs from base 55 to 540 and encodes 161 amino acids. The transcript has 2 exons. NCBI's taxonomy places the organism in Eukaryota, Fungi, Ascomycota, Sordariomycetes, Hypocreales, Nectriaceae. The record is from RefSeq and is a predicted model, not a curated record.
CGCUGAGUCUCAUUGAGAUCCUUCAUAACGUAAGAAUCAAAGUCUUGAAACAAAAUGGAGACAAUUUACAUCGUCUUCGGCCUUUUGGCUCUCUUCAUGAUUGCUCAGGCUGUAUUCGCGGAUCGUUCACCCAUCCCCGAGACAUCCGGCAAAGUCUACAAGAUCUCCGCCCCCUCGGAGCUCGAAUCAGUCCUCGCAUCAAACACGCACGUCGUAGUAGAUUUCUACGCAGACUGGUGUCCACCCUGCCGCGCCAUCGCGCCUGUAUUCUCAAACCUAGCAGACGCCCACGCCUCAGAGGGACAACUUGCUUUUGCCAAGGUCAACACUGAUCAUGUGAAGGACGUUGCGGCAAAGUAUGGAAUUAGUGCUAUGCCGACCUUUGUUUUCUUUGAGAAUGGCGUUGCGAAGGGUGUGCAGGUUGAGGGGGUGAAGAGCAGGGCUGUUGCGUUUACGAAGGAUGGGAGGGUUGAUAGGAUUAGGGGCGCGGAUCGGGGUGCGCUUGAGGCUGUUGUUAAGGCUUUGGCUAGUGAGAAGUGAUGGGAUUGAGGGAUUGAGGGAUUGAGCAGGGGUGUAGGUCAAGAUGUUGAAGGCCACAUGAGGAAACCAGCUCAAGUAAGGCAUUAAGAAUGAAGCAUCACACUAUUGUGUACUUUGCUACAAACUACGAUCGAGACUCUCGGAAAACACUAUGAAAAGGCAAGCUCAUGUUAAACAAGGGGAGUUCAAUAGACUCCCCCGGAGAGGAAGAAAACUUCUGAUGUUCAGCUACCGUGAUAAAAUAAACCAGUCUCAAGGACUGUUUAAUUUAUGUCAGACUUACCUAGA